Molecule: messenger RNA, 612 nt
Organism: Miscanthus lutarioriparius
Lineage: Eukaryota; Viridiplantae; Streptophyta; Magnoliopsida; Poales; Poaceae
Source: the annotation of a GenBank genome assembly
AUGGAGACCGCCACCGUCAUCGUGGCGCCGGCUCCGGUGGCCAUCACCCAGCCACCGCAGCACAAGCUUAUGGAAUUGAAGUUUUCCUUUGCCCCGGUGGCGAAAUCAUUCUUCAUCGAGGAAGGCCAAGCUGGCCAAGAAGAAGCUCGUCGGCGGCUGUGGCGGAGCUACCCGAAUCCCCUGCAAUACUUCGUGAAGCCAGAUGAAACAGUGGCGAAGAAGAUCGUGGUGCACAAGAGCAGCGUGCGGGGGACGCACUUCUGGCACGCCGGCCCGCGGCGGCGCGUCUACUACCAGCUGGAUGAGGUGAGGGCGGCGAUCGUCACCUGUGGCGGGCUCUGCCUGGGCCUCAACACCGUCAUCCGCGAGCUCGUCUGCGACCUCCAUGACAUGUACGGCAUCACCGCCAUCUACGGCAUCGAGGGCGGCUACAAGGGCUUCUACGCGCGCAACGCCGUGGAGCUAACGCUGCGCUUCAUCAACGGCAUUCACAAGCGUGGCGGCACUAUGCUGGGCACCUCCCACGGUGGCCAGGACACGGCCAAGAUCAUCGACAGCAUCCAGGACCGUGGGGUCAACCAGGUGUACAUCAUCGGCAGCGACGGCUCGUAG